AUGCCUGGCUCCGUGUUCCGCGCUGCGUUCAUGCUGGCUGCUGCCGCGUCGCAUCCAGUAACCAUAAGCAAUUGCGGCGUGUCCAACACGGUUGCCUCUGCACCAAGUCGUGUCAUCACGAUGAAUCAGGGUGCGACAGAGUUCCUGCUGGCUAUGGGCCUGGAGGGCAGCAUGGUGGGAACUGCGUAUUUGGAUGAUGCCAUCUGGCCAAAGUAUGCGACCAGCUAUGCCCAGAUCCCCGUGUUGAGCUCCAGCUAUCCAAACGAGACUCAGAUCAUGGCGCUGAACCCAGACUUCAUCGUGGCUUCGUACAAUUCUGCCUUCCGUGCCAACUACAGCUCGGGCGGCCGGGUAAGGGGAAUUUUCUCACAGAACACCAUAGGGCCAUGCGCAGGCUUUGGUUCUGACUGGGGACAGUCGUGGACAACCUGCCGCCCGCAGCUGCAUGCGGCGGGCAUUAGCACCUAUCUUUUUGAGGAUGCCUGUGAAGAUAGCUCCUUGCGCCCAGCUACUGUGACGGAAGACACCGUCUACAAGGAGAUGCGCGCCCUUGGGUCAAUCUUCGGCACCGAUGUUGAGCCUUUGGUGACCGAGAUGAAGGCGGACUUCGACCAGGCUGCAGCUCUCGUCUCUUCUGGGAUGCAUGGGUCAGGGUUGAAGACUGUCUGGCUGGAUUGUGUAGGCCGGUGCUGCCAAGUGGAGGAUGGCCAGGAGGAGCAGGUGUUUGUCGGGGGCGGAACUGGGGCGCCCAACAUGCUUAUGCAGGAGGCAGGCCUUAGCAACGUGUUCUCUGACCGCUCUGGCAACUGGGUCUGCGUCAAUGUGAGUGACAUCGUCGCUGCUGCUCCCGAUGUCAUUGUUGUAGUUGACGCUGCCUGGGACAGCGCAGUCGACAAGAUCAAGUGGAUGUAUAACGAUGCCGAGUUCUGCAAGCUGGAGGUCCUUCGGGCGGCACGAUUCGUGUCCAUUCCUUUCAGUGCCACCACUCUGAGUCCCCGCAAUGGCCCUGCAGCACUGGAUUUGGCGACAGCAGCCCUGCAUGUUCGAACAGGUUCGCAAACGGCCACGCAGCAGUCAGGGGUGGGUUCCUUCAGCCCCUUCUUCCUGCAAGCUCAGACUUCCUGUCAACUCUGCCCGCUGAGCACUGCUUAUGUUGUCUAUGAUGAUGCUUCUGGGGACACCUACGAUCCGCUCUGCACCACCAGCAGCAGCACCACCACCACCCUCGCCCAGAGCAACGAAGCGUCGGACGCCCAUGGUGCUCUGCCGGAAGGCUACCUUUCAGCUGUCCUUGCUGCACUUGGAAUCUUCACUCCCACCUUGCUUGCCUAA
Molecule: messenger RNA, 1332 nt
Organism: Symbiodinium pilosum
Lineage: Eukaryota; Dinophyceae; Suessiales; Symbiodiniaceae
Source: the annotation of a GenBank genome assembly